GCAUCAUCGACAACGAUCAGGCUGUCUCCUGUCAACUUGCAUCGCUUCCUGUCGCUCCUGUCUGCUUCGGCCUUGAUAGACUGAAGCGUCUGCCGCAUGAUUCGUUGGUGCCUGUCUACUUAGGAAGAUUAGGCUGCACUACCUUUCCUCUUCCACCACGCUCUCCUAGUCCAGCCACCCGCCCCUCUCCUCGUCCUACACAUCGUCGUUUGGCCUCGCGAACCAUUUAACUAGCUAGACUUCGGACUGAAGACCAUCCCAUACGCGCCACCCUCCAUCAUGUCCAAGCAUCCGAUUACUGGAAACACCCGUCAUGGACUCUCGUUGGAUGCAGGUCGGACUCGGUCAGAAGAAUCCUGGAUCGAGAUAUCCUCGCAGCCUUCAUCAUCGUCGCUCUCCUCGGCUGCCGACGAGAUUGUGACAACCGGCCUCCGUGUUCACCAGACAUCCGCCUCUUAUCGCCGAAGACGUCAAAGACCUGGUCGACCCUCGCGACUCAACAUCGCUAGUCGUGCUGGCAGUGUUGGAGCUGCCAGCAGCCAGGAAGAAUAUGAAGAGAGCGAGAGUGACGAUGAUCAUAUCAUAUCAUCUUCUGCCGAGGGACUGACGCUUCCCGCCACGCACACCAGAGAGGCAAUGCUCGAGUCUUCGGACGACGAUGAGAACAGAACUGCCGUCAACUACCCUAUCAACAGCGACAGUGCUUUUACACCCCAGCCGAAUGCCUUCUCUCACCCCUCGGCCCAUUCUGCCAGACGUACCAGUCAACCUGUUCCUGGCUCCUACUUUCCCGCCCAACCCGAACGCCGUUCCUCUGCAAGACACUCAUACCCUUCUCGUGCAGACGCUCGAGUUCAACAUUCGCCUUUCAACAUGCUCUCGCCAAGUCAUAAUGCAGCUGCUGACCAUGAAGCCGCUCUCCGCGCCAGUCUGUCCACUCUGCAAUCUUUCGCUGCUGCUGCCCGUGGCCUACCCAAGUCAAACACUCGCCCGGCAGCUGUUGCUGCUCCUCCAUCCUCAAACAGGAUCCAGCCAAAUACGCUGCGUAUGGUACCUGCCUCUGCCUUGGAGAACAACUCACCUCCCCUGACUCAGAACGUCGAGCCGACCUUCAAGCCAACCAUUCGCCGUGCGUCCACAUCCACCUCUGCAUCUGCCGACGUCCGUUCCACAAAGUCUGAAGCCAAGCGGAAAGGAGCCUCUGGUCGCGGCUCUUCAAAAGAACGUAGAGCUAUCAAGAAACGUCGCAACUCUGGCGCUCUCUACGGUGUUGAUGAAAUGACUGUCAGCCCUACCCUCUUCACAUGGGUCGUUAGUGUGGGCGUGGUAGUCGUUUUCAGUGCCAUCAGCUUCUCAGCAGGCUACUCGAUGGGCAAAGAUGCUGGCAGGUUUGAAUCCGGUAUGGCUGGCACAGCGGACGGAGCUACAGCCUGCGCAAGAGAAGCAGGCAAGAGCGGGCUUGGGUUCAAAAAGUCCAGGUUGUUCAGCAUCGCCUCUGGCGUUGGCGUUGGCGCUUGAUUACAAGGUCACAGACCAUAGAUCGAGACGAGAAGAACAGUUAGGUACGAGGAGCAACUGCUGUUUACGUGAAUAUGGAAGAAUGGGAUGACUACGAACGCGCAUGAAGGGAUCUCGGACAUUUGGGCGUUUAUGGUACUUGACAGUAAAGGCGUUCUAAUUUCAAUUUCCUGGAAGGCAUAAUACCACUGUUUUUCUGAUUAUAGUAGGCUUGGGAGGGAUAUAAGCGAUUGAGAUGAUCAAUAUGCAGAUAUGAUGAAAUUGAGA
Messenger RNA from Aureobasidium subglaciale EXF-2481, 1785 nucleotides. RefSeq lists its product as uncharacterized. Bases 280 to 1518 code for a protein of 412 amino acids. Lineage: Eukaryota; Fungi; Ascomycota; Dothideomycetes; Dothideales; Saccotheciaceae. The transcript has 2 exons. The record is from RefSeq and is a predicted model, not a curated record.